Monoraphidium neglectum is the source of this 420-nucleotide messenger RNA. RefSeq lists its product as hypothetical. Lineage: Eukaryota; Viridiplantae; Chlorophyta; Chlorophyceae; Sphaeropleales; Selenastraceae. Bases 1 to 420 code for a protein of 139 amino acids. The transcript has 5 exons. Gene Ontology annotation, biological process: peptidyl-lysine monomethylation. The record is from RefSeq and is a predicted model, not a curated record. Gene Ontology annotation, molecular function: protein-lysine N-methyltransferase activity.
AUGGGGCGACUCGCGGCGCACCCGGCGCUCAUGAGGGCAAAGUGGUCGGAAGCGUGCGGCCGCGACGGCGGCGCGGCGAUCGGCGGCGCGACGCUGGAGCGCUUCAGAUGGGCGCACACGUGUGUGAUGUCUCGGACCUUUGGCAACGCUGCGCCUGGCGGGGGCAUCGGCGUGCGCAUGAUGGUGCCCCUGAUUGAUAUGCUCAACCACGCGGGCGACCGCACAGCCGGGCUGCUGACCGAUGAGUCAUUCGCAUGCGACAACGUCAGGUGGGACGUUGUCGCGCCCGGCAGCCCCUCCAACGCCACCGGCGGCUGGGAGAUGGCCGUCAGCGCGAAGCGCGACGUGGCAGAGGGCGAACCACUCCUGCUGAGCUACUUUGAGGGGUCCAACGACGAGUUCCUGCUUCAUUACGGGUGA